This is a messenger RNA of Rotaria sordida, 897 nucleotides long. The record is from the annotation of a GenBank genome assembly. NCBI's taxonomy places the organism in Eukaryota, Metazoa, Rotifera, Eurotatoria, Philodinida, Philodinidae.
AUGUCUAGAACACAAGGAAAAUUAUCAAAUCAUCAAAUAAAAGAAUUACGUGAUACAUUCAAUCUUUUUGAUCGUGAUCGAAGUGGAACAAUAUCAUCAUCUGAACUUCAACAAGUAUUAACUGCUUUAAAUUUUAAACCAACAGAUAGUUUACUUCGAAAAAUCAUGAAAGAAAUGGAUAUUGAUGGUAAUGGUACUAUUGAAUUUGAAGAAUUUAUUAGAGUAAUGGGAAGUGUUUAUGAACGAAAAUUUACAGAAAAUGAAAUGCGUCAAGCAUUUAAAUGUUUCGAUACAGAUAAUUCUGGUUAUAUUACAGUUGAAGAAUUACGUAAAGUUUUACGUCAAUUAAAUCAAAAUAUAAGUGAACAACGAAUUAUUGAUGCUUUAGCUCAAAUAGAUAUUGAUCAUGAUGGAAAAAUUAGUUUUGAAGAAUUUGUACAUCUAUUUGAAGAACAUAAAUAUAUAUUAAUUAGUACAAUGCCAAUACAAUUGUCAGAUUUUCAAAAGAUCGGUCUCGGUCUGUCAAUAUUUGGUGUUGGUUUUAUUUUUUUUGGUAUGAUUUUAUUAUUUGAUAAAGGUUUACUUGCAGUUGGAAAUAUUUUAUUUCUUGCUGGUUUAAGUAUGAUUAUUGGAUUUGAACGUACAUUUCGAUUUUUUUUUCAACGUACAAAAAUUAAGGCUACAUUUCUUUUUUUUGGUGGUAUUACAGUUGUUUUAAUUGGUUGGCCAUUGAUUGGAAUGAUUUUUGAAUUAUAUGGAUUUUUUCUUCUAUUUGGCGGUUUCAUUCCUAUUGCAAUUAAUUUUCUUCGACGUUUGCCAAUUAUCGGUUCAAUUUUAUUAUUACCCGGUAUUCGACAAGUUGUCGAUAGAUUAUGUGAAAGUCGAUCAAUGGUAUAA